UUGCUGCAACUACCGGUGGCGCUGCAGUCAAACUGUUCGCAAGGUAACCAGAUGACCGCGAUAGGGUGUCAAUCAUCCAGAGCUGCAGCACUUCAGCGGGUCACUCGGACGCGAGCUGUAUCAGCGGGCCAAACUAUUUUACCGUGUAAAGAAAACAGACAGCAAUCUGGCAGCAAUCUCUGUUUUCAAGAUUGAGCCCAUCCAUUACUCAAGACUAUCAAGGCCGUAACUUGGAGGACAUCGUAGGUGCCAUUCUCGGACCGUGUCGCUCUGCCUUGCAGCACCCGCGCGAUUGGAACACGCAGACACAUCUCGAAGUACUUCAUAGAAAGAUGCUGCCACCAGGCGUUGCGCCGUCCCGCCUCGUGCGGGUCGCUGUGCUCGCACCACGCCAGCAGGCUCUCCUCCUCCUCCAGCGCUCUGCACAACACUUGCGCCUCCGGCACUCUGCGGCUGCCUGGCUUCCCGUUGCCGCGGCGAGAAGCAACGGCUUGGGCUCCAAUGCCGUGGCUCGGGAUACGCGCUCGCGUCACCAGCGGUGCGUUCAUCAGGCUGGCGCUGCUAAGCUCACUGCGAGGAGCACUCGACAGCUGCUGCGUGACGCGCCUCCACUCCGUUACAAGGAACGGCGCAUCGAGAUCGUCACGUGCGGCGACCUCUACAAGAAAUGGCGCGCCGAGGGUCGCCAUGGCUACCAGGGGGCACCCGACACGGGCGCUCGUGUGCCGGUUGUGUACAUCCACACUGGGCUGGACCGCAUCGAGCGCGGAGACCGGACAGAGCGACCGCUGUCCGUGCUGCUCACGGGGGCGCCGGGACAGUACCAGGACUACAGCUACAACAUCCCUUUCCUCGACCAGAACGGUGUGGACGUUCUUUGCUUCAACUGGCCCGACUUUGCGUUCAGCUUGGAGACCGGCUACUGGUGGCAUAGCUGCGACGAAAAAACCAGUCUAGUCGUCGAUUUCCUCAAGAAGCUUGACAUCAAGAAGAUCGACAUGCUGGUCAGCCACAGCACCGGAAGCACACCCGCGGUGCAGCUGGUGGCCGAGGAAACCGAGAUUGAUGUGAAGUCCUUGGCCCUGCUUAUGCCCAUCGCAACGCGACACUUCAGGGGCUCCAGCAACCCUCUGCUCUUCAAUCCUGCAGUUGGAUGGGCGAUGAAGAGUCGACGCGGGGCGUCCAUCAUCACGCCCCUCUUCCAAGCGGUCAUGUCGUUGAGCAGGCACCCGACUAGGGGCCGGGCGCACGACGUUUUCUUCGGCUACCACUCGUGCACCGGAUACGAGGAACAUCGGGUUGAGCAGCAGUUAGCCACAAUUCGGCACCGCGCAAUGCCCUCCCUCGUGAUGGUCAGCAACGACGACAAACUCCUGUCAAAGGAAGACAACCACACAUUGCUGCGGAGGUUGGGCAGCGACUCCGAGCGGACCUGGUUAUACGACUCGGGCGGGCAUCUCCUCCGGAGGGGUGGUUCCGACAUAGUGAAAGCAAUCGAGCUGAAGGAUGGAUCGCACUACGGAUUUGUACGCUACCCCGACAUCUGCAAUGAGAACCUCGCCGAAGUCCUCGAGAGGGUGCGACGUUAAUUCAAGCAGCGCUUGUCAUGGCUGACGAGCGCACUCUAUAGAAUUUUUUUUUUCCUCGGAUACUAAUAGACCAUUAUACGCUGUACGCGUAUAAGUCAUUCACCUGGCGCAGUAGGCUAUAUAGCGAGCGUAAUUCCAGGCCUCGCAUUCGUUGACUUACUCCGUAUAAAAGCACGCCCUUGAAGCAUAAAACGGCUAACUUCGUUAGUGUGGUCAGCAGGAAACCUUGUCUUAUAUAUGUUGUCAGAAUCUCGUUUUACCCUUUUCGCUCCGUUCUGCUAAGGGCAUUAGUUUUAUACCUGCUAUAUUAAAGGGAUUUUUGUGAUCGCUGGUUACAAGAACCAUCUGUUCUAUACGGUGCCUUCAUUGGCGUGGCAUGGGGCUAAAUGAUGGCUUGUGACGACUUCACUUGGAAAUAAAGCACCUGUAACUGCCGGA
Molecule: messenger RNA, 2027 nt
Organism: Dermacentor albipictus
Lineage: Eukaryota; Metazoa; Arthropoda; Arachnida; Ixodida; Ixodidae
Source: RefSeq, a predicted model, not a curated record